AUGAAGUGUGCUAUUCCUAUAAGACGACCAGCACGUUUGCCUACCAGCCCCGACACAUUCGGCAGAACUUUCGAACGCUUUUUAGCGCAAUUUGACAGGGCCUCACCAAGGACUGAGCUCGAGGCUCGAUUGAUAGGUGUCAGCGUGCCCGUCAGUAUUCCAUACGUCCACCCACGCUGCGUCACCUUUGCGAAAACCUCCCAAAGACAGACUUAUCUAGCACGCACGGAUGAGAAGUGGCAUCAUGACCUCGUCGCGCGGGAUACGUUCGAGGAGUUCUGGCAGGGCCCGAAGAGAGGUGCUAAGACCUGGAUCGCUCUUUUCGCUGCUCCCCAGGAUGGUCUUCACAACGGCCGGAAUAUGGACAUGGAGAUUUGGCACGCAUUUGCCUUGUUGAUCAUCAAAAGCCCGAGCGGAUACGGAAAGCAUGUGGUCAUUUGGGACUGCGACUGUGCAGAGCAACUUGACCUAGACGACGGUCAUAGGAUGCCUCGGCCACGCGCCACACACGUGCUCACGGGAUGCCAAAAGGAAUUGCUCAGGUUCAUCAAGAAGAAAAAAAGCAGCUUCAGGCUCUGGUACAACACAGAUGCGAGUUGGAGAUAUUCUGGAAGGUGUGUUCAAGCAUCAAUGUUGAAGGUGAAAAAUUGGUUCUCCUGUGGGGAUUUACCCUACGGGGGCGAAAAGGAUGCUCGGCUGAACAACUGCGUAGAGUUGUCCCUUACAUAG
This is a messenger RNA of Microdochium trichocladiopsis, 729 nucleotides long. RefSeq lists its product as uncharacterized. The transcript has a single exon. Bases 1 to 729 code for a protein of 242 amino acids. Lineage: Eukaryota; Fungi; Ascomycota; Sordariomycetes; Xylariales; Microdochiaceae. The record is from RefSeq and is a predicted model, not a curated record.